GCUAAAUUAGAUCAUUCAGUGAAUAAUUUAUUAACAACAGCUACUGGAAUGGUAUUAUCAUCAACAACACAACAGCAACUUCUAUCUGCAGUUGCAUUUGCAAAUGGUGCACAAUUUUUGCAAAAUUCUGCACUUCUUAAUCAACCAUUCACUAAUACCACAACAACAACAACUAUUAAUAGUAUUACUUUAAUAUUAUUUUUAUAA
Messenger RNA from Loa loa (African eye worm), 207 nucleotides. RefSeq lists its product as hypothetical. NCBI's taxonomy places the organism in Eukaryota, Metazoa, Nematoda, Chromadorea, Rhabditida, Onchocercidae. The transcript has a single exon. The annotation marks the transcript as partial. The record is from RefSeq and is a predicted model, not a curated record.